Australozyma saopauloensis is the source of this 687-nucleotide messenger RNA. RefSeq lists its product as uncharacterized. NCBI's taxonomy places the organism in Eukaryota, Fungi, Ascomycota, Pichiomycetes, Serinales, Metschnikowiaceae. The coding region runs from base 1 to 687 and encodes 228 amino acids. The transcript has a single exon. The record is from RefSeq and is a predicted model, not a curated record.
AUGCAAUACCAACUCAACGCCGUGAAUUACUCUGUGUACAUCCGUGGAUUCCAGAUCCUCUUGUCCUUCCUAGUGUUCAUCCUAGGAAUUGUGACUGUGGCUAAAGUUUCCAUUCUCCAAGACGCUGCUGUGGCCAUCGUCGCUGGUAUUUUCGGGUUGGCCUACUACAUUCCUUUGGUGGUCCCAGGAACAAUCAAAUACUUCUCCCCUGCUAUUUCUUUGGGUUUGGAAAUUUGGCUCACCAUCUGGUGGAUUGUUUCGUUGGGUGUCACCGCCCAAGACUAUGGAGGGGUGACUUGCUCUGAUCUCUAUUUCUCGGAUUUUCAGACCGGGUGUCAAACCGGCCAAGCUACUCUUGCUUUCUCUGUCAUUGGUUUCGUAGUGUCUUUGGUGACUCUUGGCCUUGUUUCGUUUUACUCGGUCCACCCACUUGUCUCCCAGAAUUUAGGCAGUCAAAUGACUAAGAACAACGUGUACUCUCUCGGUGGUAUUGUUCCUGUUGCAGGAUUCGCUACGGCUGCUGACCUCGAGAAGGGUGCUGCUGCUCCAGUCGAGGUCCCUGUUGUUGAUGAUGGCGCUGUGCUCAGUGCUCCAGUUGACAAUGCCACUGCACGUACACAAUCCACUGAGGUUUUGAAGGAAACCGAGCCACACGCCGAGCCAAUUGGUGCUACUAAAGCUGUCUAA